This is a messenger RNA of Capronia epimyces CBS 606.96, 1146 nucleotides long. RefSeq lists its product as uncharacterized. NCBI's taxonomy places the organism in Eukaryota, Fungi, Ascomycota, Eurotiomycetes, Chaetothyriales, Herpotrichiellaceae. The coding region runs from base 1 to 1146 and encodes 381 amino acids. The transcript has 2 exons. The record is from RefSeq and is a predicted model, not a curated record.
AUGUCCAUUACGCAAGACGAAAGUGGUGGCCAUCCAGGCGGCGAAGCACCAUCUAAGAUCUCUCCAGUGGCUGGGCUGGUCUUCGUCCUCACUGGCCUCUUAUUCAUGAUCCUCUUGUUCUGCAUAGGUUACACUUAUGGCCACCUCGUCCCAACGCUCUGCAUGAUCGAAUCCCCCGAGACACAAGCCUAUCUCCCGGUUGAUAUUCUAAACCCCACCGACCCUCCGGCUUACUCUCCAGAGGAUGUCUCAAAACCAACAGACGACGUCCCCGAAGAUCUAGAGGUGGAAGGCUACGCUGCCCGGGACGGCCUCCUUAUCCGCAAUAAGCCGUUCACAUCCUCGAUCCGUCAGACCAUACUACAUCUCAGAGCUCGAGCGGGCUACUGGUCACGAUUCCGUGGUCUGUCUAUGUUCAUUGUGUGGCAUGUGGUAUCAGGUUUUAUCGGUGGCGGGGUUGGUGGCGCCACGGGCAGCCGCCUUGCAGUCGCUUUUGCAGCUGUUGUCAUCGAAACCCUCCUCGCGAAUCUUCAUAUGGCUUGGGUUCAUAUUGUCAUUUCUGAGCCCAGGGCGAAGAGAUGGUAUCAUCGCAUCCCGUCGAUCAGGACAUGGCCCAAGAUUGCUCCCGCCGUGGCUCUGUGGGCGGCAUCCAGCCAAAUCGUGGCUGUUCUCCCCGGUCUGGUUUGUGGCUCAUUUGGGUCUCUCAAGCGUAUGAACGACCCGGCAUACGAACCCGGCAAGAAGGAUCUCUAUGCUGUCGGCGCACAAGGCUUCAUGGGCAUGUUCAUCAUGCUAGCCUUGUUCGUCCUGUUGCAGAUCCCUGCCACCGUCACUCUUGUCAGAGUCGCUGCAUCGAUGCUUCCAGAAGAAGACGAAACAAUCGUACCGUUUGACCGCACCUUCGAUGGAAGGACUACCCCGGCAAUCAUUGGUGGCCAGGGCAAGAUCGGCCUGGUCGAAGCAUGGAGGAGCUUUCCAUGGGCAAGCCGGGCUCGAUUGCUCAAGCUCAUGAUGAAAGUGGUUCUCCUAAUGAUGGCUGCCUGGAUCUUAUUCACUACCGUACUGGUUGCGGAGGCUCACAUCAUGUUUGGAGACCAGCUUGGUGGGAUUAUGAAAGGAAUUCACGGAGUUGCUGGCCCUCACUGA